GGAACCCAAAUCGUUUUCGGGCGCUGUGCUGACAACAUCCUCGCAGGACCAAGGAGCGGAUGGUGCGUCCAAUAGUCCUCCUGCUCGGUACAGGCAUCCUUUGAGCCUUAACAGUCAUCGAGCGAAGCCUUCGAAAAUGUAAACAAAAGCGACGCAGGCGCAGCAGUACUCUCUCCCUCACUCCUCAAGCAGUUUUGGAACGGAAAGCCGAGCUUCCAGGCUCGCAUCCUGGUCGGUCUUGGUUCGGUCCUCGGCCGUCGUUGGCUGUCGGUUUUCCAGCCCAACUCCUGGCCAGGCUCAAAAAGAGGCUCAGGCAGCCAGCGCUCACAACGCCAGCAGAGUGCGCAGCGUGAUGUAGCCCAGCUGCAGACCGACACUGCUACCGAUACCGAGAUUUAGCUCCAGCUUUCGCAGCGGCCACUCAGGGAAACUUUUCCACACUCGGGCACGCACACAGGGGCAGACCGCGUCGGAAAAGCGGAAAAGCCUCAGACAAAUGGCCAGGAAUAGCAGCAGCAGCAGCAGCAGCAGCAGCAGCAGCAGUGGCACAGUAGCCGUGAGGGAGCCGUGAAGUGAAACGGAAAAGCCUGAAAAAAGGUGGCGUGAAAAAUACCACAAGAGGCGGGGGUGUGUGAAAAUCUAGGGGAAUAGCGCGCCCCGUGGAAAUGGAAAUGCCGAGGCUCCUGUUAGCCUCGCCAGCAGCGGAUGUAGCAGCAACACCAGCGGAAACAGCAACCUGAAUCCGCAUCCGCAUCCGCAACAGCAACCGCGCCCGCUCCCAAUUUCUCCGCUCUCUCCGUUCCGUGUUAAUUGUUAUUUAUGUAUAGUGUAUAUAUAAAGUUGUGUGAUACAAAUGAAUCGCUUAGAUCUGACAGCAAGCGAGAAACUGUAACCUAAACUCAGUCUAAUCAAAAGCGUACAACGACAACAAACGGUUUUGCAAGUGAAUCGACAUAACACCAAGCCAACAAACCAACAAACCAAACAAACCGAUCAAACAAGUAACCAACCAACAACAUUAAUCCAACGGGUCCAAUGUUGCAGCCAACAACAUGCAGCAAACAGCAACAGCAGAGGCAGCAACCAGCAAUCGCAACAGCAGCAGUGGGUGGAGCAGCGGUCCAGGAGCUGCUUCGGAAAGCCGCAGCUAAAGAUCAUGGAGCCUUAGCAGCAGCAACUGCAACAGCAACAGCAGCAUCAACAACUGCAACAACUGCAACAGCAGCAACAGCAAGCCGCAACAGCAGCAACACUUGGUGCCACAGCGACGACAUGUUGUCCGCAGGCCGCAGCCGCAGCAGCAGCACAACGAUAGACUUCAAUAGUCGCCGGCGGAGGGGGCGCCUACGAGGCCACGCCCCCAGUGACCUGGCAAUGAACAAGCAACACCAAGCUACGAUACUGGACGAGUGUGUAAAUAUUUUCAAGCGCUUAGUAUUAUUAACAUUAAAAACAAUAUCAGCAACAACAAUAACGAAAGCAAAGACAAGAAGCAGAACAGCAGCGCAGCUACCAGCAACAUCUGCAGCAUCUGCAACAUCAUCUCGUGGUGCCUCCGCGGAGCAAUUGCUCCACCCAAGUAGCCGCAGUCGCUGCAGAAGUCGCCGCUGCCUCCGCCUGCCGAUCUACAGCAUCCUGCUGCUCUGCCUAACCACCCAGGGAUUGGGUCUCGGAGAUGCCGCCAAGCCCAGGCCGGCCAAGCAGCAUUUCGGUGGCAGCAACAGCAACAGCCCAAAUCAGAACCAGAACCACAACGAUGUCCUGGGCGGAGUGGGCGCCCCAUCCCAAACGUCCGGCGAGGACGAGGCCGAGAUCAUGUACCCCUUUCAGUCCGGGGAGCAGAUGUUUGGCCUUGAGGAGGACCAGGAACAGGAUCCGGAGCUCAAUUCCAAUGCAGUGCCCGGCUCCGAUGAGGAUAAUGCAGGCAAUCAACGUGGUAUCAAUGACACGCACAACGAUAACUCGACCACCACGAAAACGCCACUAUUCCCAAAAGAUCUAUUCACGAAAGAACAGCUUGAGAACGGCGCUGUCAUCCUGCACAUCAUUGGGGUGAUCUAUAUGUUUGUGGCGCUGGCCAUUGUCUGUGAUGAAUUCUUCGUGCCUUCCCUUGACGUAAUCAUUGAAAAGCUCGGCAUCACGGACGAUGUGGCCGGCGCGACGUUUAUGGCGGCGGGUGGCAGUGCCCCCGAGCUCUUCACCAGUGUGAUUGGCGUUUUCGUGUCGUUCGAUGAUGUGGGCAUUGGUACGAUCGUUGGCUCCGCCGUGUUCAACAUCCUGUUUGUGAUCGGAAUGUGCGCGCUCUUCUCCAAGACGGUCCUGUCGCUCACCUGGUGGCCUUUGUUCCGCGACUGCUCGUUCUACAGCAUCAGUUUGCUGGUGCUGAUCUACUUCUUCCGGGAUAACCGCAUCUUCUGGUGGGAGGCCCUCAUCCUGUUCACCAUCUACAUCGGCUACGUGGCCUUCAUGAAGUGGAACGUCCAGGUGGAGACGUGCGUCAAGAAGAUGAUUACCAAAAACAAGGGUAAUGCGGCCAACUCAUCGGAAACAUCGAUGGCCACCCAGCCGGGCGGUUCCGUAACAUCGCGGGCGGCCAGCGAAACCCGCUCGGGUCCGCCCGGAUCGAGCAAUGCGGGCGCCACAGGUAAUAGCAGCGGCGGGGGCGGCACCUCGGGUAGUACUCAGACCGGUGCCAAGUUCCGCCACGGCCUGUUACAGCUAAUGAUACACACGAUAGAUCCACUACACGAUGAUGAUGUUCCAGGCAAAGUGGACGAGAAGGCGACGCAGCUGCACGCCAUCGCCUCGCUGAAGGUGUUGCUGGAUGCCACCAAACCACAGCGCGGUGGUGCCACCACCUCGGCGGCCAAUCACGUCAAGAUCAAUCUCAAGGAGACCACGCUCGCCGAUCGUCCCAAUGGGAACAUCGACACCACCCUCGACUCGGCGCCCGAAAUCGAGGAUGAGCCGGAACCACUGAGCAUGGCCUGGCCGGAUACGGCGCGGAAGCGGCUCACCUACGUCCUGGUGGCCCCGCUCCUGGUGCCAAUGUGGCUAACACUGCCCGACACGCGGACGCCGCGCGGCAAGCGCUUCUUUCCGGUCACCUUCAUUGGCUCCAUCGUGUGGAUAGCGGCCUUCUCCUACCUGAUGGUCUGGUGGGCCAACGUGGCCGGCGACACAGCGCGCAUUCCGCCCGAGGUCAUGGGUCUGACCUUCCUGGCGGCGGGCACCUCCAUUCCGGACUUGAUUACCUCGGUGAUUGUGGCACGCAAGGGAUUCGGCGACAUGGCCGUAUCCAGUUCGGUGGGCAGCAACAUAUUCGACGUGACCGUGGGACUGCCGAUACCGUGGCUGCUGUACGGCAUCAUCUAUGGGGCGCCCGUCGAGGUGAACUCGGUGGGCAUGGUCUGCUCCAUAACCAUCCUGUUUAUGAUGCUGGUGUUCGUGGUGAUGUCGAUCGCCUGCUUCCGCUGGCGCAUGAACAAGGGGUUGGGCUUCACCAUGUUUCUGUUGUAUUUUGCCUUUGUCGCCGUAUCGCUGAUGUUCGAAUACGAUGUGAUCACGUGCCCCUUUUAAACAAGGGGCAGGGGCAAAGACAAAAGCGGGCAAUAGUUACCGAGUUACCCGGCUGUCGCGCCAUCGAGCUACCGAGCCAGCAAGGAUACCUGCCAAGGAUAUCUGGAUGCCGCCGAGGACGAGACGAGGACCCCCGUCAGCCUCACACCCAAUUAGCUAAAUUAUAUACAAGCAAAUUAAUGGAUGAUAAACAAAUUAAUUAACAGUGGACUAAAGCUAAAUAAUCGAAUUGUUAAACAGACAGACAGACAGACAGACGCACAGACAUACAGAGAAACUCACUCACAGAUACACACAAACCACAACACAUACACAUGUAAAAGCGAUACUGAAUUAACGAAAUCGAAAACUUAACGUUAACAAAAUGCGAGUUAGUUAGUGCCAGCGUUUCUUUUUCGAAAGACAUUUACUUUAAAGUGUUUAGCGCAGCUUUUUAACGCAAGCAGCCCCCUAUCCUAUCCUUAACUCUACGAAUCUUUGCUCCCAACUAUCGUAUCUAUCUGCGACCUAAUUACCAAAACUAGCGAGAAGGUAACACGACAAUGGCUUCCCAACCACUUACUAACUAUCUACCUAACGUUUGGGUUUUAACUACAAGCAUUAAGAAACCAGGCAUACCAGGCGUAUGUAUCAACAAAUAUAUAUGAAUAUCUCGGCACAAGGCACCUAUAUCCUAUAUACGGUAUGAUAUGAUAUGAUACGAUACGAUACGAUAAUGAAAAGCAGCCUCCAAAAAUUUGUGUUGAGCUCAUUCGGUUCGAUCGAUCGAGCAGAAAGCCUUUCAUUUGCGUGCUCUAACUAAGAUUUCUCCUAAAAGCUUUAUCCAGAGCCUAUCUAAACUUUAUCUAGUUUACGACUUAUACAUAAUACUUAUAUAUCCACUCACACGCACACUUACAUGGCAUACAUAUAUAUUGACCUGUAUUGAUUAAGUGAUAAUUUGCGUACUUAUUGAACAAGCAAGCAAGGCGAACAAAUCGAAAACUCUCAAAGUUAGCUACAGUUGUACUCGAAUUCAACGCUAAAUCGAAGCGAAUGUAGGGCUUUAAGCAAUUUGCUUACCAAGCAUUUGCCAUACAUCCAGACCAGAUCAUUAUGAUAUGAUUAUCGAUAACACUGAUUCCAGUCCGAUGCUAAUUCUAAUUCUAAUUCUAAUUCUAAUUCUAGUUAUGAUUAUGAUUCUAGUUCUGAUCCCGUUUCUAGUCCUAAUUCUAAUUCUGAUUCAUGUUGGCGUGUAGGAGGAGCAGAGUUUAAAUUUAACUUUAAAUUGAAGCCAUAUUUAUUAUAGACUACUUCAAAUCCAAAACCAAAAGCCUAAGAUAAAAAAACCAUGAAAAAAAAAACAAAAAAAAGAAACUAAUUUCAUAUACUUUUUGCUUAAUGAAGUCCCCCAAGUACAUAUAUAUGAGCAUAUUAACGUAUUUAUAUAUAAACGACAUAUAAGACGAUAUUUAACGAAACAAAACAAAAUCAACUUGCUCUCUUUAUUUAGAAGGUACGUAACAUUUUUCUAAACUAAAACUAAAACCCUUAACUCGUAAAACCAAGUGGCCGCAAAACCGUUGAAAUGCAAAUGGAAAAGAAACCCAAAUAAUUUAACAUAAAACGCAUACAUAUAUACACCUUAAUAUAAACAUACUUAUAUAUAAAUAUAUAUAUAUAUUUUAUAUAUACCAGAAGAUAACUUACUAUAUAUAUAUGCAACUAUACUUAAGUAGGCAAUGUAUCUAACGGAUAUCCAGACGUUUGCAUAUGGCUCGCAGUCAAGUUAAGGAAGCAACAAGACAAGAUACAGACACAGAUACAGAUACAAACACACACAAACACUCAGAACAGAAAGCAAUAAUUUUUAUUACCAGUGAACUUAGAGGAUUCAGCAGUGGCAUGGCACUAUAUGCAUACUCCUAUAUGUACGACAUGCGAAUCUCACUGCGAAAUUGCGAACAUCAAGACCCACAAAGCAGUUGUAACGCAUCGGAAAUAAUUAUAUAUGCAUUCACAUUCGCUGAAUUAUAUGCUGUAUCUACUGAACAAUGCGAUGUGCUGAUGCAAAAUGCAGAAUGCAGAAUUAACGUAACUAAGUGGCUGCUCUUACACCCCAUGGGUGCAGUGCAUUCGAUUGCACACAGAUAUAAAUAUAAAUAAAUGAUAAUAUUAAAUAUGCAUGUAUGUAGGAUAUGGACAGGUCGGAGGUCACAGCAUAACAGCAGAACCGGAAGAGCGCAGGAGCGACGCGAUUGUCAGAGGGAACGAGAGGUGGAGACAUUGUAUAAAACUCGAACGAGACUUACAUACAUCACCAUCCUCUCCACAUAGAAGACACAACAUCCCUUCAUCAGCGAAAGAGUAACCCAGUACCAAUCCAGCGGAAAGUUGGCUGAGAACUUCUUAAGGGUCAUCUAAGACCUUGAAUACUUUUCAUUUACUCUAUAUCGGAUCAUUUGGAAAAUGUAUUUAUGUAUCUACUACCGUACUUUGACUCUCAAUCUUUCCAUCUUACUUUCUAAGAAAAUGUACCCUAAUUUCCGUUGACUACAAAUAAUUUUUGAAACUAUAUAUUUAAAUGUCCUAUUCUGUCCUAACCACUUCGUUACUUGUUCAACUCAGCCACUCCAAGCAUUUCUCACUGUAGCUCUUAAUUCCAAAAGUGUCGACUUUAGUCCUUCUAUAUUGGAUAUAUGUAUGUAUCCCAACUAGCAAGCUCACUUCUCACGAGUAGAUUGCCUUGGUCGCCAGGCUUUAACAGAGACAAACUUCCAAGAAUAAACAACAAAUUAACUUAAACUUUUAUACAUGCUGUAUGUUAAACUAAAGACAACAAAGGAUAGCAGAAACUAAAUCGAAUAGAAAACCUUUAAAAAAAUAUCUUCCAAAUUAACUUUAAAACCAAGUCAUAUUUAUUAUAUAAAAAUAAAAUACUUGAGAACGAAACACUCUCACACUUAACUACAUCUUAUUAGAACCUAACGAGAAAAUGGAAAAGCACACCCAGCAAUUACUUGUACUGAAAAUUUCCCUCACACACACACACACACACCCACACACAUCUGAGCUAUCACACCCAUACACGUGCAUUUAAACAUAUCGCGCCGAUUUUCUAUCUACAAAAGCCAAUAUUCCGAGAGGAAAACCGAACAGAAUUGAGAACUAAAAUAACACGAUUAUUCCCAGAAACUUCUUUCACUUCCAAAUGGAAGUUUAGAAAAUUUAUAAUACCCAAUAUAAACCACAAAAUCCCCGAUUCCCAAUCAUCCCAAAUCAUCAUCGAAAAGCGCGCACACCACACAAAAUUGUCGAAUGGCGUUGAAGUCUCGCUUUAAAGCAACGUAAAUAAGAGGAAAUAUAUACAAGAAACACAUAUAUAUAAAGAUAUAUAUAUAUGAAAUUGUUAUGGUUAUAGAUUUUUAACAAGUUGAAUAAUUGCGUAAAAGUAAAAGUGAAACAAAAACACAAAAAAAUUGUUGAAACAUUAGCAAAAGCGUUCAUAAAACAUAAACGAAGCGUAAGGAAGGUAAUAAUAAUAACGAUAAAACGAAACAGAACAAACCAAAUCGAAUCGAAAGAUAUAGUAAUGCUAUAUAUACUUUAUGAAAUAUUUAACUAUGAAAAUAAAAAUCAUUGUUUGAAAUUAAAGUGAAAAAAGUAAACUUAAAAAAAAGAACAAAAAAAAACAAAUUUUGUGUUUGCUAAUUUUGUGUCCACAAACAAAUUUUGAGUUUGCAGAAAAACCAACCGUAAGUAUACCCAAUUGAUUGUUUAUGUUUUAAACGUAAUUGGCAUGAUUAGAUGAUAUUCAAUGUUCGAUGUUUUCAAUAUCAAAUAAAAUUAGCAAACACAAGCACAGACCAUUCGGAUGCAUUUCUAGAGAUCUGAUCUGAUCUGAUCUGAUCUGAUCUGGCCCAAUACUAAUCACGCCCUCGAGUCAAUCACCAAAUACAAUCGUCUUGAUCAUAAAAAACCGAUAUACCACACAUAACGUCUACGAGAAUAAACGAACGAGCACAUAAUCAUUGAUUUCAGCUUUAAAUAAUCUACAAACUAGACCUAAACCGUAUAUGGGACACUUGGAUAUUUAUUAACUUUUAUAUACCAGUAUAUGUACCAUAUAGCAUAUACAUACAUACAUACCAGAUACCAUAUAGCGUAUAGAACAUAGCGUGUUUGUGCGAUCGAUCACACGCCCCAAAUGGAUUACUUUUUUUAAUACUUAAUACGAUUACGAAUACAAAUAGAACACGUGAAGUGCAAUGUAUGCAAUACUUAUAUUCAAUUAUACAAUAUUUAGAGAACGUUUCAAGUUGCGUCCGUUGUUUAGGCAGAGAAAACUCACAUGAAAACAAUAACUUUUCAGCGGCUUCGAUUUGAUUUCGAUUUGAUAUUUCGUUCGAUGUGCGGUAACCAAACGAUUACCAAUUAACGAUUAAACGAAAAUGCAAGCAUGAAGCGAAUAUAUGAUAUAUGUAUGAAUCCAGUAAAAAGUAAUAGUUAACAUAUUGGUAGACUAAUUUAAAGAUUUUAUAGCGUUUUCAAAUUUAUAAGUGUAUAAACCGGAUGCGUUUAUUAUUUGUAAUGCCAGCGAUUAGCCGAACGACAUCGGAUGUCAGCAGAUAUAGCGCGUGAACAUAUAGCCGUCGUGUGUAAUACAAUUAUCAUUACCCACCAAAAUACGUAUAUUUUCCGUUGUUCAGUUUCGAUCGUUGUAAUUUUGAAUUUUACCUUACAAAUGUGUAUUUUUUCGGGACAAACACAAGCGGACCGAUCGAUACGAUACUGGCAUGUAAUUAGUGCAGAUGGGUGUGUAAUUUUAAUAGCAAACAAUGAGAGUAUUAUAAUAACAGACAUUAAUUUUAACAACUGAUACGCUUCUAGCACAUAAGAUUGUACAAAUGAUUUAUAUGAAUAAUACGAAAAACCAUGAAAGGAAAACAGAAAACGAGAGCUAAAGUCAGUUCAGUUCAGAUAUUCAGUUCAGUUCAGUCUAAAAAUAUAAUUGAAACCCACUUCUUACUCAUCAAAGGAGUAGAUCCACCCACACCCGAAGAUUCCAAUUCCAAUGCUGAACUCACUUUAUCUCUGUGACGAACCAUACAUAGAGAGCUCGAACGAUAAAUACUUACAAAUGUAUGUAUGGUGUAAUACAUCGAGUUAUUUACUUUAUACAAGUACGUCUAGUUAACGACAUUUAGAUUUUAUACAAAACACACCCAGAAACACGCAUUCAUUCGAUUCCCGACUCCAGCAACCGAACCAAAUUCACCAGUAUACCGUAUACCCAUCAGUUAAUUGGAGAUCAUCUAAAUCGAGCAUGGAGUGAAGGCAAAUCAAAUAUAUAGUCAAUUUCUAACGAUACAUGCAAACAUAUAUGGCUGGCACUCAAGAUAUACAUACAUAUAUAUAUAUAUAAACCAAACGUAUAUGAAGUUAUAUAAAGCAUUUUAAGGAUCGUAAACUGGAGAAGGCGCAGAGUAGAGCGGGGCAAAUGCCCCAAAAACCUUAUGUAAAUCAAAACGAAGCUAUAGCGAAUAAACCGAAAUGUUAACUAGUUAUUUAGGUGAAAUAUACAACAAACCACACUCAGAUGCAGGAUGCGAGAUGCAGCUGCAAGAUGCAGAUGCAAAUGCAGAUACAGAUACAUUUACAUCGAACCGUUAACAAGGCUUUGAAAGCUCAGAAGAAUCACUCAAGCAGACACUCAAGAACACGACACAAGGACACGAAUGUUCAACAAAAAAAAAAGCAGAGUUGUAGAAGAGCCGCCGCAAACGAGAAAGGGCCGUUUAAUAAACUUUUGUUAUCAAGCAAGACAGCAUAAUGAAUUGCGACUGCAGUAAGCACGUGGCGAAAACAAAAACGAAGUUAAUGUUCAAACUAACUAAUAUAUAACGAAUAUUAUAUAAUACAACAAACUUAGACUGUAUGUUAUUUUCUCAAUACAAUACCUAUAAAAAAAACAAUAAAAACAGAUUCAAUAAAAUGAGUUAUCCAAUGGCAGCAUGCGCGUGUUUAUCUUU
Drosophila melanogaster (fruit fly) is the source of this 9590-nucleotide messenger RNA. It is a transcript of the gene Nckx30C, whose product is annotated as Nckx30C. The coding region runs from base 1036 to 3579 and encodes 847 amino acids. Gene Ontology annotation, biological process: calcium ion transmembrane transport; potassium ion transmembrane transport; transmembrane transport. Lineage: Eukaryota; Metazoa; Arthropoda; Insecta; Diptera; Drosophilidae. The transcript has 8 exons. The record is from RefSeq and is marked reviewed. Gene Ontology annotation, cellular component: membrane.